AUGUAUCCAGAUUUGUACAAGGGGCUAGGUUUGAAGCCAGAGGACCUAACAGUUUACAACUUCCCUCUAGUGAGUUUUGAGGGAAGAUUGGUCACUCCUAUGGGGCUAAUCAGACUGCCCGUACAGAUAGGCAUGGAUGUGGUGGAGGUGGAUUUUAUUGUUGUAGACGUUUUUUCUCCCUACACGGCUAUUGUGGGUAGGCCUUGGCUUCACACCCUUAAAGCGGUUUCCUCCACCUUACAUCAGAAGGUGAAGUACUCGUCCGGGGACCAAGUGCUGGAGAUUGUAGGGAGCCAGGCGGCUGCUCGGCAAUGUCAAGUAGCGGCUAUACAGCACCGCUUAGAAGUGCCAAGCAAUGGGGUAGAAUGUGAAGAGCUGGAAAAGGCAGUGAUCGCUGAUGAUCCAGAGAAGUUCUUCCGGGUUGGGGCCAAUUUGCCUUCGCAGGAGAAAGCAAAUUUGUUGGAGUUCCUCCGAGCCAAUGUAGACGUUUUUGCAUGGGACCCGUACGAGGCCCCAGGGGUGGACCCGAAUUUCAUUUGUCACCGACUCAACGUGAACCCUUCCGUUGUCCCAAAGAGGCAACCUCCUCGACGACCAUCAAAGGAGCAUGCCGAGGCAGUUAGAAGCGAAGUUGCCAAGCUCAAACAGGCGGGGGCUAUCGAGGAAAUUUUUUACCCUCAAUAG
This is a messenger RNA of Quercus lobata, 684 nucleotides long. RefSeq lists its product as uncharacterized. The record is from RefSeq and is a predicted model, not a curated record. Lineage: Eukaryota; Viridiplantae; Streptophyta; Magnoliopsida; Fagales; Fagaceae. Bases 1 to 684 code for a protein of 227 amino acids. The transcript has 2 exons.